This is a messenger RNA of Larimichthys crocea (large yellow croaker), 1727 nucleotides long. Its product is annotated as immunoglobulin superfamily member 11. The coding region runs from base 55 to 948 and encodes 297 amino acids. The record is from RefSeq and is a predicted model, not a curated record. NCBI's taxonomy places the organism in Eukaryota, Metazoa, Chordata, Actinopteri, Sciaenidae. The transcript has 7 exons.
ACCAGCUUGUACACAGGGGAGAGAGGGCUGCCUCGCUGUUGUCUCUUCUCAGCUAUGGGAUCUUCUGGAAGAUGGAUGCUCUGGACCCUGUGUGCGUGUUUCACCACUCAGAAUGAUGCACUCAGGGUAACCAUGAGGGAAUCCAGCCUAAAGGUGGUUCAAGGGGAUUAUGUGGUCCUGCCUUGCUCCUUCUUCACCUCCAGCCCUCUCUCCAGACUCAAUGUCAUCUGGACUUUGGCUCCAGUCUCCAGUCCAGAAACCCCAGUGCAGGUGAUUGUGUACGACCAUGGACAGGUGAUCGAAGACCCAGCCCUCAUUGGCAGGGUGGACUUUACAGGCAUUCCCUGGAGCGCAGACAUUGUCCUGAAUGACACACGUGUAUCGGAUGCUGGUAUUUACCGCUGCAUGGUCAAUAACCUACCAGAGACAGCAGACCCCGGCAUAGGGGAACUGGAGCUCAGUGUUCUGGCACCGCCAUCGCUGCCUGUGUGCCAGUGGGAUGGAGACAUCGAUAUGGGAGGAAGUGUCACCCUGUCCUGUUCAGUGGCGGAGGGCGUCCCCACGCCGGAGAUCCACUGGGAUAAAUUGAGUCCAGAGGAAAUCGCACUUCCCAUCAACAUGGAGGGGGAUCUGUCAGGCUUGGUCCAGAUAGUCAAUGUGUCUUCUCAGACAUCCGGCCUGUAUCGCUGCUCUGCUACGAACAUCCUUGGAACAGAGAACUGCUACGUCAACCUGUCCAUCUACAGCACCCCAGACAGUUCCUCGGGCGUGCUGCAGGGUGUGCUGCUGACCUUGUCCAUGUGCUUGGUGUUGCUGGCACUGCUGGUCCUAGUGCUUUGGCUCCAUCGCACGGGACAGGACGGGUGGUGGAGGGAGGGGAAAGAAGAGGAGGAAGGUUAUAAUGAGAUCGGGUAUACUCAGUCCCUGAUGAAGCGCUCAUUUGUUUGAUUUUACAACACUUACAGGGAUUCGAAACAAAUGCUCCACUCUCUGUGUCAAAAGACUUCCAACACUUUGUUCCAUGUUGAUUUUUACAGUCUAGCGCUCCCUGCAUACCACUGCGAUGCUGUACAGUAUCACACAUUUUGAAAUAAAUGCAAAGUUCCCAAGAUGUGUGGUAUUUCACUUGCAAGUUCUACCUUCAGCGUCAUGCACCAAAAGUUAAGCCUCCAUCAGAUGUCCUAAAGCUUCAUCCUCUACUUUGAAUUCUUCAGCUCUUUUAAAGGACCAGUGUGUGGGAUUUAGUGGCACCUAGCAGUGAAGUUGCAAAUUGCAACCAAAUGAAUACUCUCCCACACUUCACCCUCUCCUUCCAAGCAUGUAGGAAAAACUGUCACUGUCGAUAUAAAAGGCUCAAUUUAAAACAAAGACACAAUGACUCUUAUUUUCAGGUGAUUAUACACUAAUGAAAACAAACUUAUGAAUAUUAUAUCUAAUUCCUGCCAUUAGAUACUCUUACACCCUGGACCUUUAAAAUGGAAAAUACUCUGAAACAUAUUGUUACACAUAUUGUACCAUGUUUUUAGAGUUGAUCUUUGUGUCUUUCGACGAGAAUUCAACAUGUUCUUGUAUUUUUAAACAGAGAUGUAAUCACCACAUGUCCAAAUGUGGUUGCAGUGUAAUUCAGACAUGAACUCUGUAAUAAAAUACUUAUUUGGAUAAGCACACUCUGGAUAUCAGCUGCAUCAAUCACAAGUCCUGCACAGACCUGAAUGUUUGUACACAGA